ACACUAUUCAUUUUUAUUGCUUAUAUUAAUUAAUUUAAUGAAUAAUAUUAUGUUAAUAAGAAUAUUAAUUACAUUGAUUAUUAUUUCAUUUAUUCUAUUAUGUGCUCUACAUCCAUCUAUAUGGUUUAUUCUUCAUAAAGAAUUAUGUUUAAAGAAUAAUAGUCAAUUAUAUCAAAAUUGGUUAAAACCAUCUCUUCCAAUCAUGAUCCAAUUUUAUUUUUUUAAUAUAACAAAUCCAUAUGAAUUUCAAAAUGGCGCUAAACCUAUAUUAAAACAAUUAGGACCAUAUACAUAUAAUGAAAAACGUUAUAAAUACAAUAUUAAACAUAAUUAUUUCAAUGGAACUAUUGAAUAUCAAGAAUAUAAACAAUAUUAUUUUAAUCCUAAUCUAUCUAUUGGUGAUGAAAAUGAUCUUAUCACUCAUGUCAAUUUAGGUUUUGUUGCUAUAGCAACUAAAUUAAAUUCGUUACCAUGGUCAAUUAAUUAUUUAAUUGAAUUAUUUGAAAAAUAUCAUCAUUAUAAAUUGAUACAAAUUAAAACAAUUAAACAAUUAUUAUGGGGUUAUAAUGAUCCCUUUUUAACAUUAUUAUCUAAUUAUGGAUUAAAUAUAAGCACAACCAAAAUAGGUUUAUUAUUAAAUCAUAAUAAUACAUUAAGUUCUACUAUAUUAAUAAAUGAUGGUUUAAAAAUUUAUAAAAAUCAAGGUAAAAUUUUAAAAUUUCAUCAUCAAAAUUAUUUAAAUUAUUGGACAACUAAAACAGCUAAUAUGAUUAAUGGUACCGAUGGUACUAUAUAUCAUUUGUUUAUGGAUAAAUUAGAGAAACCAUAUAUAUUUGCAUAUGAUUUAUGUCGUUCAAUUCAAUUGAUAAAGCAUUCAGAGAUACAUAUUAGUAAUUUACCAGUAUAUAAAUAUAUUUUAUCUGAGGAUACAUUUAAAUCUGGUCAAUUAUAUGAAAAGAAUAAAGGAUUUUGUUUAAAUUGGUCAAAUUGUUUUAAAGAUGGUGUAUUAGAUAUGUCAUCAUGUCAACCUAAUGCACCGGUUGUUGUAUCACAACCACAUUUUUUAAAUGCUGAUAAAUCUUAUCAAACUGCUAUUGAUAAUAUCCAAUAUAAUAAUGAAGAAUAUAAUACAACCAUCUAUUUAGAACCAAUUACUGGUCUCAUUAUUAAUGCAUCUAUUAAAUUACAAAUUAAUGUAGUCAUUAAAAAUAAUCCCAAAAUUGAACAAUUACGUAAUCUAUCCGAUAUAUUAUUACCACUAGUUUAUUUUAAUGAAACAGUUUAUUUAAAUCAACCAAUUAUAAAUCAAUUAAAUAGAUUCCUUAUUCAAAUUCCAAUCAUUAUUCAAAUUAUAUUAAUGAUAAUCAUCAUAUUCAAUGGUAUAUGGUUAUGCUCAAUUUUGUUUAAAUCAUUUAUGCGAAAUAAUCAUAGAAGAAAUCAUGGUAAUGGUGAGAAUCAAUGGUUAUUAAGUCCUGAGUUGAGGAGCAACUAUGCUACUUAUACGUAUAUAUUUCAUGUAAAUAAUAUAAACAAUUGAAAAGAGAUAUUUGAUUGAUUUCAUCAAACUAAUUGAACUCAUCAGUUGUUCUGUUCUAUUCUAUUGUUUGUUUUGGUGUAGGUUUGUUCUCUGAGCUGAAUGGUUUGGUCGUGAACGACAUCAUGUCGUUUAGAAUGAUGAUGAAAACUUCAUGACCAAACCAUCCAGCUCAGAGAACAAACCUACAUUAAAAUCACCCCACCUUAGCUAAAAAUCUUCUCCACUAUUGUUUGAUUGUUUUUCUAAUGUUUUUCAAUAUUUGUAAUCUUAUAAUUAAUAAAUAAAUCAUUUGUUCUUUGAAUA
This is a messenger RNA of Schistosoma rodhaini, 1840 nucleotides long. The record is from the annotation of a GenBank genome assembly. Lineage: Eukaryota; Metazoa; Platyhelminthes; Trematoda; Strigeidida; Schistosomatidae.